Molecule: messenger RNA, 767 nt
Organism: Contarinia nasturtii (swede midge)
Lineage: Eukaryota; Metazoa; Arthropoda; Insecta; Diptera; Cecidomyiidae
Exons: 3
Coding region: 107-682 (191 amino acids)
Source: RefSeq, a predicted model, not a curated record
GCAGUGAAUUCGUAAAAAUUAUAUUUCCCAAAGAAUUCGUAGUGAAAAGUUAAAUCGUUAGAUUAUCUUAAGAGUCUUUUUCAUUCAAAUAAGUAAUAAAAGAAUUAUGGCGACGCCGGUUGAUCCACUCGUAAAAUUUUCUAUGGAUGUAAUUCAAUUUUGCGACGAAUUUGAAGAGGUCUUUGCAGGUAGCAGUUUUCCCUAUAGAUAUCAAGGAGAGGACAUGAUGGGAAAUAUUAUGCACAUUUUGGGUUUUUUUCCAUUAGAUUUUUACAAUAUUGGUGAUGAGAGAAUAAUAUUAAUGUGGAAUCCGCAUUUAGAGACAACUCAUAGAAUUGGAUUAGAUAAUUUUCUUUUCGCAAACUUUUUAAGACUGGAGGAAUAUUUGGGAAUCAGAGAUGAUCUUGAAAGAUUAUUUAUCGACAGAUUUUAUGGUCAACGUGUCUAUGUCGAAGAUGGUCGACAUAAUUGGAAACCUGUUAAAUUGGUAGGAAUGAAAGUUGAUCCUACUGAUAGAGCAGUUACGUGUGCCUACUAUGAUAGUGGCGAAUUAAGACAGUGUGACAUUAACAUCAUUCGUUACCAAGCUAAGUUUUCAGAAGAACAUCAAAAGUAUAUACCAUACCAUCCCUCUGAAUGGACUGAUAGUUCUGAAUCUGAUGAUGUUGUUGAUAUUUCCUAGUACCUAAGACAUGACAUUUGUAACUUUUUGAUUAACUUUUCAAAAUUUUCGUCAACAUCACCAAAAUGCCAAAAGUAAUAAAUGU